AUGGCGGCCCCCAGCAACUUAGAGCUCGCCAUGAGAACUCGGUCGCUCCGAGCGAUCCAGACGGAACUGGAAUUCCUCGACUCGGUCGGUUUGAUUACUCCCGCUCAGAUGGAUACCAUCCUACGGCCGCUCAAAGCCAUCGCCGACACACAUGCUUCUGAAGCGCACCGACAGCUGCCACAGCCUGAGCCUGUCUACCAAGCUCCAGUACAAGCACAGCAUCCCCCGGGACCAUAUGCAGUACAAGCACGGCAUCCUCCCGGCCCAUAUGCUCCAGUGAAUACGCCCCCUGCAUAUCAAAUGUCCCAUAUGUCGGUGAACGAGAAAGCCGCGCAACACAACCAAUACGCAACAAGCCCGACCCCACCAGCCCCGCCGGCUUAUCCCCAAGUCAUUGGAAUGGCAAGGGCUUUGUGGGACUACAAACCGAGGGAAGAGGAAGACGACGGCCUUUCUUUCCAGGAGAACCAACAAAUUCAAAUCAUCAAGAAAGAAAGAAAAGAGUGGUGGUAUGGUCGCAACAUGACAACCGGAAUGGAGGGUCUGUUCCCAUCAAACUAUGUCGAGGAGGUUCCUUCGCAAUCGCCCCCAGUUCCAAGUUAUGGACAACCGCCUUCGGCUAAAAACUAUGGAAACAUGCCUCUCGAUGUCAGCCAGAGUGGACAACCUGCGAACCCGGCAGAGCCGAAGCAAAACAAAUUUGAAGAGGGAGGCAAGAAGUUUGGAAAGAAACUUGGCAAUGCCGCAAUCUUCGGCGCCGGUGCCACUGUGGGUUCCAAUAUUGUGAACAGCAUCUUUUAA
This is a messenger RNA of Penicillium soppii, 801 nucleotides long. Its product is annotated as SH3 domain-containing protein. The record is from RefSeq and is a predicted model, not a curated record. Gene Ontology annotation, cellular component: ESCRT-0 complex. Bases 1 to 801 code for a protein of 266 amino acids. NCBI's taxonomy places the organism in Eukaryota, Fungi, Ascomycota, Eurotiomycetes, Eurotiales, Aspergillaceae. The transcript is spliced from 4 exons. Gene Ontology annotation, biological process: protein transport to vacuole involved in ubiquitin-dependent protein catabolic process via the multivesicular body sorting pathway. Gene Ontology annotation, molecular function: protein binding.